Acanthochromis polyacanthus (spiny chromis) is the source of this 2082-nucleotide messenger RNA. Its product is annotated as tumor necrosis factor receptor superfamily member 14-like. Bases 120 to 1022 code for a protein of 300 amino acids. The transcript has 10 exons. Gene Ontology annotation, cellular component: external side of plasma membrane; membrane. Lineage: Eukaryota; Metazoa; Chordata; Actinopteri; Pomacentridae. Gene Ontology annotation, biological process: negative regulation of alpha-beta T cell proliferation; positive regulation of cytokine production involved in immune response; immune response. The record is from RefSeq and is a predicted model, not a curated record. Gene Ontology annotation, molecular function: protein binding; transmembrane signaling receptor activity.
UUUCAGUUCAACCAUUGCUCCUGGUUGAAUAUGUUGUCUAACUGUCAUAGAGGCUAUUUUCUUAUUUCAAAUUUAAUGUAAGAAUUUCUGAUGGUCCUUGAACUACUCACAGCCACAUUAUGAUGUUUUGUUUCAUUGACGAAGUUUUCCUGCAGCUACAACUCAACAAAUCCCAAUUCUCAGUGAGGUGGUGUCUUCAGAUCAAGAAAAACUACAACUUUCCUCCUCAUAAAAUGAUUUGGAGAAGAAAACUUUUGACGCCUGCAACGUUUUUGAUCAUCGUGAUGAAAAUCUUCACUGGUCAGACUCUAAUAUGUCAUCCAGGAGAAUAUCAGCUAGGGAAUGAAUGCUGUCCAAUGUGUCCUGCAGGAAGUCGAGUUAAAACUGAUUGUACAGAGUUCAGGCCAACAUCAUGUCUGCCCUGCCUCGAAGGAACGUACGUGGAUAAACCCACUGGGCAGAAGAAGUGUUUUGACUGCGCUAACUAUGAUAAAGGUUUGGGUCUGAAGGUAAAGACAUCAUGUACAACAACAUCAAAUACAGUUUGUGAACCACUGGAGGGAUUCUACUGUAUUGAUCCAAGAGGGAACAACUGUGUAGCAGCACAGAAACACAGAAUCUGUCAUCCAGGACAAUACAUCAACCAAAAAGGAACAGCCUUCACAGACACUGUGUGCUCUGACUGCAGCGCUGGAACAUUUUCAGAUGGAACAUUUACAUCUUGUUGGCCACAUUUUCAAUGUGAAUCAGACCUUGAACUGAUAAAACCAGGAACUUCUUCUACUGAUGCUGAAUGUGGAGAAAAACGUUCAAAUGUCGCAGCAAUUGUGGCUAUUGUCUGUGUUUUAUUUAUUUUAUUAAUAAUUGCUGCAGUAGUUUAUUGGUUUUGCUUCAGAAAGAAGAAAAUGUGUUUCAGAUCAGAAGAAAAAAACACAAAUCCAGUCAUUUUCAGUCAACCUUCGUUAGAAAAUGGAGAACUAUCACCAUCAGAGACUGUUCCUAUGAGAAUAUCACCAGACUAAAACCAUCUGCAGGACAACAGGUAGGACUCAGUGUCCUGCAGAGUAAAAGUACUUCAGAGUCCAGUUUAAAUCCAUCUGGAUGCUGACACAUCGUCUUUGCAGUUUACUGAAGUAAAACAACAGUGAGCUGAGUUUCCUGCUUCCUGCUGGAUCUUUGUCUGACUACAGAAAACAAAGUUUCUCUGGAAUACAUCCAUCCAUCCAUUCUCUAUACACCGCUUUAUCCUCACUAGUGUCGCAGGGGGUGCUGGAGUCUAUCCCAGCUGACUCGAAUGAAGGCAGAGGACACCCUGGACAGGUCACCAGUCUGUCUCAGGGCUACAUAUACAGACAAACAAUCACACUCACAUUCACACCUACAGACAAUUUAGAAUUAUCAAUUAAUCUCAGCAUAUUUUUGGACUGUGGGAGGAAGCCGGAGUGCCCGGAGAAAACCCACACAUGCACAGGGAGAACAUGCAAACUCCAUGCAGAAAGAUCCCAGGCCCACCCCGGGAUUCAAACUGGGGAUCUUCUUGCUGCAAGGCGAAAGUGCUAACCACUAUGCCGCUGUGCAGCCCUCUGGAAUACAACCGAUGGAAAAUAAAUUUAUAGACUCACUGACUCCAUUGAUCUUCUGCUCACAGUUGGAGCAACUUCAGACUGAAGCUGGACUUUAAAUGAGGACAAACUGCUGGAACAGAAGAUAAUGUGACUUUUUCUGAAGCAUGAUGGACUAAUGGCUGCCAUGAGGUGGAAGAUUUUCUGAACAACUGACUGUUUUAUGAAGCUGCACAGGUUGUAAAUUUAAACCAGUUUGUGGUCAACAGCACUACAGUUGCAAUCAUUUGGGUUUUUUUUUCAUGUUUUUGCAGUUUCUGUUCCUCAGUUUCAUGCUGUCAGUUUCUCUUUCCAAUUGAGUAUACAUUCAGUUUGCUUUUUUGUGUAAAUAUUGUACAGAUUUCCAUCUGCAGAUGGAAAUUAGCUUAAAGCUAACUGUGGAGCAAUGCAUCAAAUGGAAACAUUUAUGUUUAAUAUUGUACAUGGUCCCUUUUUAAAUAAACUGAUAAUAAUAAAAAGA